UGUAAUUGUUUAUGAUAGCCAUUCUGUUGUUAUCAUUAACAAUGUUGUUAACGCAGACUUUUCCCAAUUACAAGGUGACAAUGAGUUUCUCAGCCGACUGGAUGCCUUUGGACCCACUCACGGACGAGGAAAUACCUAACAUGGGAGUGAGUAUCAAAGAAGAGCUCAGUGAUCAUGUUACCGAAGAGACAUGUUUGGAUAUUAAGGAGGAACCACUUGAUUAUGCAGAUGAAAUCAGGGAUGAACUGAACAAAGUUGAAGUGAAACACGAGCUUCCUUUUUUCAGAUAUCGACAAGAACUCAAGUCUGAAGCAAAUGAAAAAGACUCGCAUAACUUAAUUCAGGAUUGCAAUAAGUCGUCGAUAUUGCCAUUUGUAGCUGAGGUAUGUGGGAAAAAGUGCUCAUUAGACAAUUAUCAGGCAAAGCAUAAGGGAAGUCAUAAUCAUGAGGAGGUUACACAACGAAAAGAUAGAAAAUUGAAAUAUAUCAUUUGUGAAGUAUGUGGCAAGAAAAUACAACCCAAGAGUUAUUUGAAGCUUCAUAUGAGAGUCCACACAAAAGAGAAGCCAUACAGCUGUGAGAUUUGCAACAAGACCUUCUCAUAUAAAGGUAGUAUAGUAAGGCAUAUGAGAGUACAUACAAAAGAGAAGCCAUAUAACUGUGAGAUAUGCAAGAAAGUCUUUUCACAGAAUUACACCCUAAUGCAACACAUGAGAGUGCAUACAAAGGAAAAGCCAUACAUGUGUGAGAUUUGUAAUAAGGCCUUCCCAUUCAAAACUGCUCUGGUAAGACACAUGCGAACACAUACAAAAGAGAAACCAUACAACUGUGAGAUUUGUAAGAAGAGCUUCUCACAGAAAAGUAGUUUAGUAUGGCACACGAGAGUACAUACAAGGGAGAAACCAUAUAGCUGUGAGAUUUGUAACGAGGCCUCUGCAUCUAUAAGUGACCUGGUAAAGCAUAUGCGAGUACAUGCAAAGGAAAAACCAUACAGAUGUGAAAUCUGCAAUAAGUCCUACUUACGGAAACGUAACCUAGAGCAACAUAUGAGAUUACAUACAAAUGAGAAGCCAUACAACUGCAAAAUUUGCAGCGAGGCCUUCCCAUCCGUAAGUGAGCAGGUAAAGCACAUCAGAGGACAUGCAAAGGACAAAACAUACAGAUGUGAUAUUUGCAAUAAGUCCUUCUUUCUGAAAGAUAAUCUCGUGCAACACAUAGAAGCACAUUCAAACGAAAAGCCAUAUAGCUGUGCAGCUUGCAAAAAGGCCUUCCCUCGUAAAUAUGCUCUUUUGGAACACAUGAGAGUACAUACGAAGGAAAAGCCAUACAGAUGUAAUAUUUGCAAUAAGUCCUUUUCAUACAAAAGUGCUUUGAUGAGGCACAUGAGAGUAUGUACAAAGGAGAAGCUAUACAGCAGAGAAGUUUGCAAUAAAGUCAUCUUGCAGAAAGGUAAAAUAGCAGAAUACUUAGAGGGUAAAUGCAAAGGAGUGAUGUAUCUACGAGAUCUCUCUAAAAAAACAAAACAAAAAGAACUGAAUCACAUGUGUAUAUAGGCAUUCACUAGGAAGAAAACUAAUUUAACGUACGUAAGGUCACAGUCUUGUGUUUAUACUUUUACACAAAUAAAGACAUCGGGUCUGCAAGGAACCCACUUCCACUUGACAUUAUUGGAGAAAGAUCAUUCUAGAAUUUGAAGGACAUAAUAUUAGUAAUGUGCCCUUUUUUAUUUAUUUUUUUUUUUCUUUGUUAUGACCUGUGUAUUAAUCUCCAUAGGUUUCAAAACUUAUACAUAACUGGUUGAGUAAAUUUCUGUCUAUCGUUGAGAUAUUUAUUUAUAUUUAAAUCU
Molecule: messenger RNA, 1846 nt
Organism: Penaeus monodon (black tiger shrimp)
Lineage: Eukaryota; Metazoa; Arthropoda; Malacostraca; Decapoda; Penaeidae
Product: zinc finger protein OZF-like
Exons: 1
Coding region: 12-1553 (513 amino acids)
Biological process (GO): regulation of transcription by RNA polymerase II
Cellular component (GO): chromosome
Molecular function (GO): chromatin insulator sequence binding
Source: RefSeq, a predicted model, not a curated record